AUGUUUCUCACCUUUAGAUCUUCAGAGGGAAACGACGAGCAAUCCCGUAAUUCCAAAGAAGCCAAACAGAAUGAGCGCACUAGCCGACAAAAGUCUACAGCACAUGCCUGUGCUUCAUGCCGUCGUCGUAAAAUCAAAUGCAACGGCGAAAGGCCCUGUGAGGCUUGUCAAUGGUAUAAGACACCUGAGAUGUGUCUCUAUCCUGAACGACGCCCGUCGCAUAGUCACUCGGAGAAAUCUAUGACAGCCACCCCAAACUACCGAGGCACGCUGGAAAUGCUCUUUCCAAGCACUGACUUAGAAGACCUCGUUCACUUAUCAAGAGAGCAGCUUCUAGAGUUGGUCACCUCGGUUGAACCCCAAUAUUCUCAACAUCAGCAUAUACCGUCCGUGGAAACCCAUGCCUCGGCGGUUUCGCAGGAACGGCCCGGACUGGAGUCAUUGCAUUCAAUGCCAGAACGGCAAUUGGAUGAAAAUAAUUCUACGAGCACCUCGGUCUCCAUCGAACAUAUAUCAGACGACGUUAAUGCACUCUCUCAUUCGGCUCUACGUCCCACCUCCUACUUGGGGGUGUCGUCCAUACAGGCCGCGUUUAAAGUCAUUGCGUUGCUCCAUCCGGAGUUUGAGUCAGAAUUUGCUCUUCCUACGUCUAAAGGAGAAAGCCACCGGCCUUCCGGCUCAUCAUUUCAGUCACCACCAUCACAGUCUUUCCUACCGUCCACAGAAACGCAAAUUCUGGACGCAUACUUUGUCAAUUUCCAGCCAUUUUCGCCGCUUUUGGAUGAAGCAGAUUUCCGUAGGAACCACUCUGCUGGUCUGCGGAAGGACGACAAAUGGCUGGCAUUGCUUAACAUUGUUCUUGCGUUGGGCACCAUCGCAAUCGCGGGCGCUGACGUUCACACCCACAGACCUUAUUUUGAGCGUUCAAUGAGUCACUUGAACCUCAGUUCGCUGGGAAAUCCCACUUUAGAAGUUGUCCAGGCCUUAGGGCUCAUAGGUGGUUGGUACUGUCAUUAUAUCAGCCAGCCGAAUCUGGGAUAUUCUCUAAUGGGUGCUGCGCUGCGAAUGGCGGUUACAUUGGGCCUACACCGUGAACCAUACAAUUAUAAGGCGCCAGAUCCUGCAUGGGUCGCCCACCAGGAACAUAAGCGUCGCAUCUGGUGGUCGCUUUCCUGUCUAGAGAUCUGGGGCCAUGAGACUCUUGGCCGGCUAAGCAUUGAUUGUUUUGGGCCAAGCACUACAGAAAGCUAUUUGAAAAUUCUUCCAUUGAUAGAAAACAUCCGAUUUGUGAAGAUCGCCGCAAAGAUACAGGAUUCUCUCGCAGCUCUUCCAACCUUAGCGCACACGGAUAUGUUCCACAUGGACUCGCAACUACUUCACUGGUGGGAGAAUCUACCGCCAGUCCUAAAGGACUACGAGCCUUGUCCAGGCUCGCUGUACACGGUGCGAACUGUUAUGCGCUGGCGAUUUUACAAUCAACGCAUCCUACUUUAUCGACCCGCUCUCCUAAGCUUUGCGAUGCGGCAGGUUCCAUUUAUAGCUCUUCAAGCCGAGGAAUGCAGUGCUAUCCGGAAAUGCUGCGAGAUCGCUGAGAUGUCUAUCCAGGACAUUUCAUCUACGACCGGCCUAAACCAAGUUGUUGGUUGGAAUGCUGUCUGGUUACUAUUUCAGGCCACCAUGGUCCCAUUAAUUUGUUUAUCUGCUGGCUCUGCAGACGGCGAUUGCUUUGUUUCUUUUGAUGCUUGCAAAACACAGGUCGAAACAGCCUUACUAACUUUUGAUCGUAUGCGGCCCUACGGACUCACUGCCGGACGUUCUCGCGAGGUUGUUUCUCGCCUUCUCGAAGCCAAUUUGCGUGAUCCCCCGAUGGGCCCUACUAGCGGAGGGUUCGGUUCGCAGAAUCUACCACUGGGGAACACUUCGGAGAGCUACCAGCAAAUGGCUCAAGACAUGGUAUUAGAUCAGAAUGCCAGCUCCUUCGAAGAUUAUUGGUCCCAUUACAUGUGGCAGUAUCUGAAUUUGCCUACGCCCAACGGAGUGUGGCCAGGAAUCCCCAAUAUGGACUCUGAUAAUGACAUGAUUUCCCUUUUAGAUCCUGCUGGGGAAAGCGUAUAA
Molecule: messenger RNA, 2115 nt
Organism: Talaromyces atroroseus
Lineage: Eukaryota; Fungi; Ascomycota; Eurotiomycetes; Eurotiales; Trichocomaceae
Exons: 3
Coding region: 1-2115 (704 amino acids)
Biological process (GO): positive regulation of transcription from RNA polymerase II promoter by galactose; DNA-templated transcription
Cellular component (GO): nucleus
Molecular function (GO): zinc ion binding; RNA polymerase II cis-regulatory region sequence-specific DNA binding; DNA-binding transcription factor activity, RNA polymerase II-specific
Source: RefSeq, a predicted model, not a curated record